Molecule: messenger RNA, 3071 nt
Organism: Cuscuta campestris
Lineage: Eukaryota; Viridiplantae; Streptophyta; Magnoliopsida; Solanales; Convolvulaceae
Source: the annotation of a GenBank genome assembly
CAGUCCCUGCUAACGAGCGCCAAUAUCAGCUGAAUAACUUACUUAGGCCAUAAUUUUUGCUUUGCACCGGCCCCCGGUGGAGAUGGCUUCCGAAGGGGAAGAAGAUUCCGACGCGGACGUUGGUUUCGAAGCCGACAUGGAAGCCCUAAGAAGGGCCUGCCUAUGGACCGGAACUAGUCCCUACCAAGCAGGAGGCGAUUCCUCAGCCCGUCCCGCGGCGGCUGCCAGUGUCCCAUCCUCCCCUGAAGCCGAUGAAGGAGUGGACGAUAUUGAGCUGGUUCGUGAUUUAGAGAAACGGUUUGAGCUUUCGGCGGAGGUUCAAGUGCCUCUGGAUGUUGAAGCUUUAUGCUCGGUUUUCCCCACUGCGUCCGAUGGUAGGGAUGACUGCGAAGAUGAUCUGGAAGCGCUCCGUGCUAUUCAGAGACGAUUCGCGUCAUAUAAUGACGAUAAUGCAAAAGAAGAUUUGGAUAAGAAGUUGCAUAAGCCUGUGCAGAUGGACAUAACAUGGAACAAUAGUAGCACAGAAAAUGAAUCUUGCUUGUUACCUGGAAGCUCUAAUUUCCCUCAAUCAGCACAAGCUUUUGUGGAUGCAAUAAAGAAGAACCGGGCUUUCCAGAAAGUUAUUCGAAGCAAAAUACUUCACAUUGAAGCAAAGAUUGAAGAGUUAAAAAAACUCAAGGGCCGGGUUAAAAUCUUCAGGGAUUUUCAGGCUGCUUGCAGAAAGAGGACUGGUCAUGCCUUGGCACAAAAAAAGGAUGCACGGGUCCAGUUGAUAUCUCUAUCAAGACAAAAGGUUAAUCCAAAGUCAAAAGAGAGAAAGUGUUCUGCUUUGUAUUAUCCACCACCUGAGAAUUCUGUAGUUACUAGUUACAGAGAAGCAUUGUUGAAGUUUCCUGUGUCUGUAAAUCGAGAACGGUGGUCAAAAGAAGAAAGGGAGAAUCUUUUGAAAGGCGUGAAACAACAAUUCCAGGAAACUAUGUUUCGUCGCUCAAUUGAUCUAAGAAGUGACAUGUAUGAAUCUUCUGGAGAUUUGACUGAUAUUGACAACAAUAUUUCGUCCAUAAAGGACCUUGAUAUUACCCCUGAAAUGAUGAGGUUGUUUCUACCCAAGGUCAAUUGGGAUCGUUUGGCUUCCAUGUACAUUCCCAAACGUACUGGUCUUGAAUGUCAAACAAGAUGGUUAAACUGGGAAGACCCCUUAAUCAAUCAGGAACCUUGGUCGGAUAAUAAUGUGGAGGAUAAGAACCUUUUGAAUAUUGUUCAUCAAAAGGGGCUCAGUAACUGGAUUGAUAUUGCAAUAUCCUUGGGAAGUAACAGGACUCCAUUUCAGUGUUUAACACGCUAUCAAAGGAGUUUAAAUGCUACAAUUAUUAAAAGUGAGUGGACUGAGGAGGAAGAUGAUAAACUGAGAGAGGCUGUGGAAGCUUUUGGUGAUAGUAAUUGGCAGGCUGUUGCUGCUACCCUCAUAGAGCGGACAGGUACCCAGUGCUCCAAUAGAUGGAUUAAAACCCUUAACCCUGCUCGGGAGAGGGCUGGGAAAUGGACUGCCGAUGAAGAUAAACGCUUGAAAGUUGCUGUAAUGCUUUUUGGGCAAAAAUCUUGGAAGAAGCUAGCUGAGAAUGUACCUGGGCGUACUCAUGUGCAGUGUAGGGAAAGAUGGGUCAACUGCUUAGAUCCUGCAUUGAAUUUAAAUAAAUGGACUGAAGAAGAGGAUUUGAAGCUGGCAGCUGCAAUUGAGGAACAUGGAUAUUCAUGGUCGAAGGUUGCUACCUGUGUUGCCCCACGCACUGAUAGUCAGUGUAGGAGGCGAUGGAAGGUGCUAUAUCCACAUCAAGUUCCUUUGCUGCAAGAAGCUAGAAAUAUACAAAAGGCUGCAUUCAUAUCCAACUUUGUCGAAAGGGAGACUGAACGACCUUCCCUUACACCGAUUGACUUUGCUCAAGUACCAUUACUCCUAAAUGUAUCUCGAUCUGAAAAUUUCGGGAAAUGGAAGAUAGGACCAAAGUAUGACAUAGCACCAAGGAAAAUGUCUUCACAUUCUCCAAGAACAGUUAAUCUCAUGGAUGUUGCGAAUCGCGGAGAUAGUAUCACUAUAAAUAAAAGUAAAAGGAGCAAGCGGAAGCUAAAAAGAAAAAUGUGCACUGACCAUGAAUCAGAGGGACCACCAGCGGUGGGUGUUGCUAAGAGGAAAAGGAAGACUUCUAAAUUGCCUUCCAGAAAGAAAGGAAAACACGGACAUUAUGAAAAUGCUCCAGAGCUUUCUGCUAGCGAUGAGGUUGAGACAACAUUUGGAGAGGGUAUUACAUUUAAGAAAUCUACUGUGGGGGGAACGGGGUUGGACUUCAGGAACAACAAUGAUGCAAACCAAAACUCUUCACCUUGUUCACGUGGCCGGAAAACUAUCAAGUCUUCUUCUAAGAAAGGUAGAAUACCUUGUUCAAGAAAAAAAUGUAAUGAUCCAUCUCUUGGCCAAGGUCAUCAUCCCUUACCUACUUCAUCAUCAUAUAUUAGCAAAGGCAAAUAUACUGUUGAUGAUGGGGGUGGAAAAGAUUGGGAAAAUGCUUGCCCGCAUAAUGGGCAACGUGCUUUACAAAAAUUAUCUGGAAGCCUCGAAAAUGGAUUACCGGGGGAGCGAUAUAAUUAUUCUUCACUGUCCUGUGAAUCUAAUACUUGCAUAAAGUCUUGUGAUAGAUUGGAAGAUGAAAUGCCUCUGGCUCAGUUUAUCAAUAAAGUGAAGAGAAGAAGGCUCGAUCCUGCUGCCAUCAUCAGAGGAUGAACUUGCAUUUUGUUCAACUUUUCAAUUUAAUGAGAAAGCAAGGGAUCGAGGCUCGAGCCUUAUAAAUGGUAACCGUUGCAAAACCCGCACUAGAUAUUGUUGAGUAUACGUUAUUUUUUGUUUGCCGUCUUUUGUAAGGCUGGCAGGCCUGAUGUUACACUAAUGAGUUUCAGUUCUCAAUCAGUUGUAUAGGGAUACAUUUUUGACACACAUCUUUUGGUUGGCAAGUGUGUUGAGUGGGGGUGUUAAUGUCUAUGUUGUGCCAUGCUGUUUUUGGCUGUAUUUCUAGUUUAGG